Messenger RNA from Chlorocebus sabaeus (green monkey), 3244 nucleotides. It is a transcript of the gene TRAF2, whose product is annotated as TNF receptor associated factor 2. The record is from RefSeq and is a predicted model, not a curated record. Gene Ontology annotation, molecular function: ubiquitin-protein transferase activity; zinc ion binding; tumor necrosis factor receptor binding. NCBI's taxonomy places the organism in Eukaryota, Metazoa, Chordata, Mammalia, Primates, Cercopithecidae. Gene Ontology annotation, biological process: activation of NF-kappaB-inducing kinase activity; regulation of JNK cascade; tumor necrosis factor-mediated signaling pathway. Gene Ontology annotation, cellular component: cytosol; plasma membrane signaling receptor complex; cytoplasmic side of plasma membrane.
CACAGCCUCCCAAAGUGCUGGGAUUACAGGUGUGAGAUUUGUAGUUCAUUGAGAAAGAGAGAAAACGCUUAGUGUGCCGGGUAACUGCUCGCUCUCAUUGUUCCCUUCCUCUGUCCUCAGCAUCAGCCCAACCCUGACCAGGCCCCUUCCUGGGAUUCCCGCACAACAGGAGCUCCGUGAUGGGAAGGGGAGAGGGAAACCCACCUCGGGGUGCUCUUACAGGAGAGCAGAGCCCAGUGGAGUCUCUGCCCGGGACACUGAGGGAGGAAGAGCCACAGUUAAUCCAAAAGGAAGGGUGGGGUGCGGCGAUUGGCUGGAUGAUGCUCAGAGAGGCAGGAAAAGGGCACGGCACGGAGUGACUGAGGCCAUCUGUGGUGGCCUUGGUGCCUAGAGAGACAGAAGGAGAGGGCGUGGUGCAGGGCACUGAGGCUGUCCGUGGCUGCCUUGGUGGGGCUGAGUUCUAGUGGACAGCAAGGGGUCAGGGCAGGGCUGGCUCAUGGAGUCAUCUGAAGUGAGGGGAAACCCAUGGGUAGCUAAAGGGAAUGCACUAGCCAACCCCAGGUGUGCUGCACUGCUGUUCUAGGGGCUGGUCUGGCGGCAUGGCUCUCUCCUGAGUGCCUGCAGGGCCUGAGUGCUGGCAGGCAGGCAUCUCCUGCCCAGUGGGUUUGGUAAGAUAGUUCAGAAGGCAUCCACCACUCUAAAACAUGCUUAUUGUGGGAACCAUGGGGGAGACCGAAGAGCCUAGAGCCUUGAGAACCUCUGACGGUUAAUGUUAACAGGAAGGCAGCUUGUUCCUCUAGCUGGGGAGGGGGUGUGCAUGACAGGAAGCCCGUGCGUCUGUGCCUCUUUGGAGCUGUGGGUUGGGUAUGUGGAUGCCAGCCAUGUGGUCCCCACCCUCACUGAGCCUGAGUUUCCGUACUAGCGGCGGGAGAUGGGACUGGAGGGUCUCCAAGGCUCCCCAAAGCUCUGCAAUUCUGCUUCUCCGAGUCUUGACUGCAGGGCUUGGUCGUUAGCGGGGGUCACAGCUCUUAUGGCUGCAGCUAGCGUGACCCCCCCUGGCUCCUUGGAGUUGCUACAGCCUGGCUUCUCCAAGACCCUCCUGGGAACCAAGCUGGAAGCCAAGUACCUGUGCUCCGCCUGCGGAAACGUCCUGCGCAGGCCCUUCCAGGCGCAGUGUGGCCACCGGUACUGCUCCUUCUGCCUGGCCAGCAUCCUCAGCUCUGGGCCUCAGAACUGUGCUGCCUGUGUUCACGAGGGCAUAUAUGAAGAAGGCAUUUCUAUUUUAGAAAGCAGUUCGGCUUUCCCAGAUAAUGCUGCCCGCAGGGAGGUGGAGAGCCUGCCGGCCGUCUGUCCCAUUGAUGGGUGCACCUGGAAGGGGACCCUGAAAGAAUAUGAGAGCUGCCACGAAGGCCGCUGCCCGCUCAUGCUGACUGAAUGUCCUGCAUGCAAAGGCCUGGUCCGCCUGGGUGAAAAGGAACGCCACCUGGAGCACGAGUGCCCAGAGAGAAGCCUGAGCUGCCGGCAUUGCCGGGCGCCCUGCUGCGGGGCAGACGGGAAGGCGCACCACGAGGUCUGCCCCAAGUUCCCCUUGACUUGUGAUGGCUGCGGCAAGAAAAAGAUCCCCAGGGAGAAGUUUCAGGACCACGUCAAGACUUGCGGCAAGUGUCGAGUCCCUUGCAGAUUCCACGCCAUCGGCUGCCUCGAGACGGUGGAGGGUGAGAAACAGCAAGAGCACGAGGCACAGUGGCUGCGGGAGCACCUGGCCAUGCUCCUGAGCUCAGUGCUGGAGGCAAAGCCUCUCUUGGGAGACCAGAGCCAUGCGGGGUCAGAGCUCCUGCAGAGGUGCGAGAACCUGGAGAAGAAGACGGCCACUUUUGAGAACAUUGUCUGCGUCCUAAACCGGGAGGUGGAGAGGGUGGCCAUGACUGCCGAGGCCUGCAGCCGGCAGCACCGGCUGGACCAAGACAAGAUUGAAGCCCUGAGUAAUAAGGUGCAGCAGCUGGAGAGGAGCAUUGGCCUCAAGGACCUGGCGAUGGCUGACCUGGAGCAGAAGGUCUUGGAGAUGGAGGCAUCCACCUACGAUGGGGUCUUCAUCUGGAAGAUCUCAGACUUCGCCAGGAAGCGCCAGGAAGCUGUGGCCGGCCGCACACCCGCCAUCUUCUCCCCAGCCUUCUACACCAGCAGGUACGGCUACAAGAUGUGUCUGCGUAUCUACCUGAACGGCGACGGCACCGGGCGAGGAACACACCUGUCCCUCUUCUUUGUGGUGAUGAAGGGCCCGAAUGACGCCCUGCUGCGGUGGCCCUUCAACCAGAAGGUGACCUUAAUGCUGCUCGACCAGAAUAACCGGGAGCACGUGAUUGAUGCCUUCAGGCCCGACGUGACCUCGUCCUCUUUUCAGAGGCCAGUCAAUGACAUGAACAUCGCAAGCGGCUGCCCGCUCUUCUGCCCUGUCUCCAAGAUGGAGGCCAAGAAUUCCUACGUGCGGGACGAUGCCAUCUUCAUCAAGGCCAUUGUGGACCUGACAGGGCUCUAACUGCCCCCCACUGGUGUCUGGGGGUUGGGGGCAGCCAGGCACAGCCGGCUCACUGAGGGGCCACCACACUGGGCCAGGGCCUCACUGUACAAGUGGGCAGGGGCCGCGCUUGGGCGCUUGGGAGGGUGUCGGCCUGCAGCCAAGUUCACUGUAAUGGGGGCAGGAGCCACCAGCCAGUCCUCAGAUUUCAGAGACUGUGUGGAGGGGCCUGGGAGACGGGCUUCGCCCAGGGCUGUGGUGGGAUUGGCUGAGGGUUUUCAGGUGCUUCCCAGCACAAGCUGCCCUUGCUGUCCUGUGCAGUGAAGGGAGAGGCCCUGGGUGGGGACACGCGGUAUGGGAGCACAUCCCAGCAGUGCCCAUGUAGCAGGAGCGCAGUGGAUGACCUUGUGUCCCUCGGGCAUGACAAAGGAGGAAGGCUGCUCCAGGAUAAGGGCCUCCUGCUGGCCAGAGUGAGGAGGGCCGAGCAGCUUGGUUCUCCCCUCUGGCCCCUGGAGAGAAGGGAGUGUUCUUAGACCCCUGGGUGCUUGUCUGCACAGAGCUCUGGUCUGUGCCACCUUGGCCAGGCUGGCUGUGGGAGAGGGUCUGGUUCCAUGCUGCCUCUACUCAGACCAUUGUGUGGGGGUACACAGCACAGCCUGCGGGUGAAAUGUGAGAGCUCGCCAUCCAGCUCACGAGACAGUUAUUAAACCACUCACAUCUCUGUGGUCA